GUACUCUCGUAAGAGUGUGCUACGGGGUGGAAGUGGGUGUGUCAUUCAGUAUCCGUGUUUGCCCCCGACAGAUGGCGAGCAGGGAGGCAAGUCAGAGUGCAGCCGUUGGAUGACAGCGAACGAAAAUUCCACCAGGUCGAUUGGGAAUCGAAACACGGAGGGAGGUAACCAGCUGCCAGGAGGUGGCGAAGUGCUGUUUACAACGAAUGCUUAGAGGGACGGUUAUAAAGCGGGGAGUAGAAGCAUAGCAUAGCUUCCUUAUUUUACUAAUGUGUGAGUUGUGGUGAAACUUUGGCUGUGCUUUUGAGUUAAAUAGGAAGUGUGUGUGUGUGUGUGUGUGUGUGUGUGUGUGUGUGUGUGUGUGUGCGCGCGCGCACGCGCGCCUAUUUAAAUUGUGUGCUGUGAGGUUGUGGUGAAUAUUUAAGGAUUUAUUAUAAAAAUUAAGGAAAUUUAAAGAGUCAAACGAAAAACCCCUUUCACCUAUGCGAUUCAGUAUGAAUUAAGGCCAACUGAACAAAAUGGAUGGUGUAAGUUGUUUAAAUUCAAACAGGAUAUUUGUUUUACUCACACAUCUAAUUAAAGCCAUCAGUUGAAAACUACUCACAUGAAAUGCACUGCUUGUCAGCCUAUGAAUAUUCAUGCUUAACACCAAUACAUUUGUGUAAACAGGAAACCGGUUAAUUUUGGUCUCUGUGUGAGUUGAGGGUGGUGUCAUCACCCCUGCUCUUGUCUCUCAAUAGCCCAUUAUGCUUAAAUGUGAAGUUUGAACUCAAAACUGUCUUGGGAUUAGUAACAACCCCACCGAACCCUCUGCUCCCAGUAUGUCAACAGCAGUGGAAUCCAGCAUGUACAACAAUAUCCAGGCCAUGCUAAGACAGGCUGCAUCCUCCUGCAACAGAGGCAUGCUGAGAUGGACACUUCAUAAGAAGGCGGAGAAGGAGCCGUCCAACAGCAUCUUAUUGAUCAGAGUUCUGGUCAAAGAGCUGGAAAAGGUGGAGGGGCUUGACAAUAACAUGCAUAUCAUCCCAUUACUUCACACUAUCUUCUAUGUUAUUAUUCAGUCUGGCCACAUUUCUGGGAACCUGCUUCAAAGAGUGUAUGAGUGCUUUAAAAGGUUGCUAACACAUCCAGAGCCUUACUGUACUAUUGCACUGAAAUAUAUCAGAAGCAUGAAGAUGGAACAGAUUACCCCGGGAGCUUUGUAUCUAAGAAGGGUUAUUGCUGAGCAUAGCCUAACAAACAAAUACUUUCCACAUCAGGAAAAGGUGGUUGUGUUUGCAGACCCAGCUGUGCUAUCAAGGGCCCUGUGGCAGGCAGUGAGGGCAGACCUGGAGCAAGCCUGUCCCAGUAGUGACACACUGACCAAGCAGAGGCUGGUCCUGCUGCACAUUCUGCAGGCUGGGCUGUUGAAGACCUGCAAUGGUCCCAUACUGACUCAAGCCCUGGAGGAUCUGGGAGAAGAUGUGGAGCAGUUCUUUCAGGAAGUGGUAUUAGCUGUAGAGCACAGUGUAGAGAACCAUGUGUCCGGCCGUGAUCAGUACCAGACCCGGCUCCAGAAAAUCUACAGUGAAAUCCUUACUGCGGUUAACCAAGACCCAAAGGCUGGGGACAUUCUCUCUAAUGCACCAUUACCCUCUCCAGCAAUUAACUUCCACCUCUGGACAAAUGAAGAGGAGCUGUUGAAUGAGCUGGUGAACUUCACCCUAAGCAUUAACCCCUCUGAGCGGAGGUAUGUGAACCAGGAGGACGAAGGUGAGGAGGGUGGAUCCAAGAGGGUUUCCCUCCAAUCUGAUGAGAAUGGCAAAGAGAAAGAGCUGCCCGACAUGGAGAUGGGUGAACACAGCAAGCCAUUCACCUUGUCCUGGUUGCCGUGUUUCCGUGUGAAAGUAAAGCAGCAAGACCACAUGUGGAUUAAAGAGGAGCAGAACCAUACAGUCCACAUAGUGAUGAUGGGAGAUGACCGGGUGCUGGGGAGACUGGCCAAGGCGUUAUAUUACAUCCGGAAACAGGAGGCAAAACAAAUCAUGUCCACCAAAAGAGUGAACCUGGAAAUAUAUUACGUCCCUGUCACUGAUGAGCCUAUCAUGAAUUCCCCUAGAACGACCACACAGGUUCAGAACAACUUGUCUCUAGCCUUGUUCUUAGGAAAGAUUGAUCCCUGGUACGAAAGCAACAUCAACAGUUUGGGAAUUGUGAUUCCAAAGCUAGCAGUAACGCAGUCUAGUCACAGCAGGUCAUCCGAACCCAACCACUUCCUUGCGGACGUCCUCUCCUACUACCUCCGCUGUGGCCUCCAGCCAGUCUACUUCCCACUAUACUCUGUCAAGAUCUCAGUCUCCGGAAUGGAUGGCAGCCCUGUUGAGGAAGUGUUUGUGUCCCACCUAGAAGCAGAGUUCCCUGACCUUAAAACACUCAACAAACGACAAACAGGGAAGUCACUUGGAACCUGUGGGGCGUUGGUUUCAGUGAAUUACAGAAAGGUCUCCUUGAGCAAACAAGAAGUUAUUAAGGAAAUGUCAGUCAUCUCGUAUGGAGUGGUUGUCACUGCAAUUUCACCCAAUGAAACAGAUCUGGAUGUCCUCACUGUCAAUUUUGACACCCUGAAUUCAAGAUGUUGCAUGGAGAUCAGGACCCAGAACAUAAGCAUCAGAAUUCUGGAGGAUAAGACAUUCAAUGUCUGUCUGGACAAAGACUAUCGCAGGACAUACACAAAUGUCCAAAGUAUGGAAAUCUCUCCAUGCUUGGAUCCAGUAAACUGCAUCCAGACAAUUUCCAAAUCUGAGGGGACAGGGCUAAGCAAGUACUUCUGCAAGUCUCUGCAUCUGCCAAUCAACACCUUCACUGGCAGUCACCACUAACACAGUUACUUUUAAAAAUGAGAUGUCCUUGCAAUUUGACAGAUUUGGAGCGCUUUUGCAAAGAAGAGUGGGCAAAUAUUUCCACUUCAAGAUGUGCCAUGUUAAUAGACACCUACCCAAAAAGACUUGAGUGCUGUAAUAAAGUCAAAAGGUGCUUCAACAAAGUAUUACUUUAAGGGUGUGCACACUUGUGCAACCAGGUUAUUGUAAGGUUUUUAUUUUUCAUUUUUCCCCCUUGAAGAUUUCCGUUUGUUUUUCAAUUGAAGUUUUCACAUUAUAGGUAACAUUACAAGUGGAAAAUGUUCAUGAUUUCUUUGUCUUGUUCUUUUACGUUCUACAGGAUGUCCUAUGGGAUUUUGGGGCACUUUCUUGUAGGACAGUUCAUGCAGGAUCCUGUAAGAAUCCUGCAGGUUGUCCUUUAGGAAAUAAAUCAUCCAUGAAUCAUGCAAAUAAUCUUUAAAAGUAUCCUACGGGAAUUCCAACAGGAAAGGAGAUCCUGCAGGAUUUGUCUUCCACUUUCCUGUAGGACAAUUAUUGUUGGAUUCUGUAGGUAGUCCUUCAGGAAAUAAAUCCUGUAGGAAUCAUGCAAAUAAUCCUCAACAUUUUUUCACAAACUAUCUGCAGGAUUGAAAGGAGCAUAACAGCAAAAUGGUCCUUUACUCCUGUGAGAUAUCUUUUAGCUCUGGUUCCUGCGGGUAAUUAAAAAAAUGUCAUGGCAAUUUUAUGUACAACCUGUAUCCUCAUCCCAAUUUCCUGUAAUACAAUAAAAAUGCUUUAAAAAGACUAGACAGAAAGCAGUAUACA
Messenger RNA from Esox lucius (northern pike), 3662 nucleotides. RefSeq names its product phosphoinositide-3-kinase, regulatory subunit 6b (gene pik3r6b). Gene Ontology annotation, molecular function: 1-phosphatidylinositol-3-kinase regulator activity. The record is from RefSeq and is a predicted model, not a curated record. Gene Ontology annotation, biological process: positive regulation of MAP kinase activity; G protein-coupled receptor signaling pathway. Gene Ontology annotation, cellular component: phosphatidylinositol 3-kinase complex, class IB. Bases 822 to 2858 code for a protein of 678 amino acids. NCBI's taxonomy places the organism in Eukaryota, Metazoa, Chordata, Actinopteri, Esociformes, Esocidae. The transcript has 19 exons.